AUGAUCGAGAUGCCCACGGUGUCCAUCGACGACUUCUCCAGUUGCUUCAUGAUCAAUUGCGUCGCGUACGAGCAGUGCCGGAAGAAUUGCUCGACCCACUUCACCACCUACGCGACGCUGAUGGAUUGCCUCAUCAACACGGCCAGGGACGUGGAAUACCUGUCAGACUGUUCGAUUAUCGAGAACUACUUCGGCACCGAGGCAGAGGUGGCUCACUUCAUCAACAAUCUGGGGAAAGACGUGACAUUCGACAUCGAUAAGUGCUAUUUAGCGAGAUUGUUUGACGAAGUGAACGAGUAUUACAAGAACGGGUGGCAUGUGCAGUGGGCGGGGUUCAGGUACAGAUAUUUUCGGAGUCCCUGGUCGUUCAUCUCUGCUUUAGCGGCGUUUGUUCUGCUGGUGCUUUCGGUGUUGCAGACAUACUACACCAUGAUUGGGUAUCUUCGUCCUCCUGGUCCCUCAGGAAACUAA
Molecule: messenger RNA, 471 nt
Organism: Thlaspi arvense
Lineage: Eukaryota; Viridiplantae; Streptophyta; Magnoliopsida; Brassicales; Brassicaceae
Source: the annotation of a GenBank genome assembly